AUGGUGUACUCUCAUCCCUCACUUAGGGAAACCAAAAACAAUUUAGUCGAUCAAACAAUAAUGAUUAUGAUAAGUAAAGUUUGUGUUUUAUUUGCACUCUUGGUGUAUGCCAGUGCGCAAGUAAUUCCAACACCAACAUUUUCUGGGGGACCAGGAAUUCCCACUAACUCACAGAACAAUUUCGGUAACUACCCCAAUACAGCUGGUACAGUCACAUCUAACGGAUUAGACCCACUGACACUUCUAUUUCUCACGAGAGGUGAAGGUGGUUUCAGACGUUAUUUGCCAUUUCUCCUUUCCCAACAAAAUGGUAUGAACGGUGGUGGAAUACCUUAUUAUCUUCUAUUAGCUGGUCUGAACAACUAAAUUAAUCAAUUUCGAUUCUCCACUCGAUUUUCAAUGCAUUUAAUUUGUUGGAAUAUUGCAUAACUUUCAUGUUGAAAUUUCUUUCAUAAUCAUAUUUCUUUUCUUGUAAAAUUAUAUUAUGUUUCUCUCAUUUGUAAAGAUGAUAUCUGAAUCUCAUAUGAAUAAAAUGUUAAAAUUGU
Lottia gigantea (owl limpet) is the source of this 545-nucleotide messenger RNA. RefSeq lists its product as hypothetical. The transcript has 3 exons. NCBI's taxonomy places the organism in Eukaryota, Metazoa, Mollusca, Gastropoda, Lottiidae. The record is from RefSeq and is a predicted model, not a curated record. Bases 1 to 366 code for a protein of 121 amino acids.